AUGCCAUAUACUCCAAUUGAUGUUAAUGUAGAAGAAUCUGCAUUUCAAAAAGAAGUUUCUGAAAUUAAAAAAUGGUGGUCAGAACCAAGAUGGAAAAAAACUAAAAGAAUUUAUACUGCUGAAGAUAUUGCUAAAAAAAGAGGUACAUUAAAAAUUGAUUAUCCUUCUUCUCAACAAGCUGAUAAAUUAUUUGAUUUAUUAACAAAACAUGAUGCUGAUAAAACUGUUUCUUUUACUUUUGGUGCUUUAGAUCCAAUUCAUGUUGCUCAAAUGGCUAAAUAUUUAGAUUCUAUUUAUGUUUCUGGUUGGCAAUGUUCUUCAACUGCUUCUACUUCAAAUGAACCUUCUCCAGAUUUAGCUGAUUAUCCAAUGGAUACUGUUCCAAAUAAAGUUGAACAUUUAUGGUUUGCUCAAUUAUUUCAUGAUAGAAAACAAAGAGAAGAAAGAUUAACUUUAUCAAAAGAAGAAAGAGCUAAAACUCCUUAUAUUGAUUUUUUAAGACCUAUUAUUGCUGAUGCUGAUACUGGUCAUGGUGGUUUAACUGCUAUUAUAAAAUUAACUAAAUUAUUUAUUGAAAGAGGUGCUGCUGGUAUUCAUAUUGAAGAUCAAGCUCCAGGUACUAAGAAAUGUGGUCAUAUGGCUGGUAAAGUUUUAGUUCCUGUACAAGAACAUAUUAAUAGAUUAGUUGCUAUUAGAGCUUCUGCUGAUAUUUUUGGUUCAAAUUUAUUAGCUGUUGCAAGAACUGAUUCUGAAGCUGCUACUUUAAUUACUUCAACUAUUGAUCAUAGAGAUCAUUAUUUUAUUGCUGGUGCAACUAAUCCAGAAGUUGGUGAUUUAGUUACUUUAUUAGUUGAAGCUGAAGGUAAGGGAGCUACUGGUGAUGAAUUAGGUGCCAUUGAAGUUGAAUGGACAAGAAAAGCUGGUGUUAAAUUAUUUAGUGAAGCUGUUAUUGAUGAAAUUAAUAAUGGUAAUUAUUCAAAUAAAAAAGAUUUAAUUAAAAAAUUUACUGAUAAAGUUAAUCCAUUAAGUAAUGCAUCAAAUAAAGAAGCAAGAAAAUUAGCUAAAGAAUUAACUGGUAAAGAUAUUUAUUUCAAUUGGGAAGUUUCAAGAGCAAGAGAAGGUUAUUAUAGAUAUAAAGGUGGUUGUCAAUGUGCUGUUAUGAGAGGUAUUGCAUUUGCUCCUUAUGCUGAUUUAAUUUGGAUGGAAUCUGCAUUACCAGAUUAUUCUCAAGCUAAAGAAUUUGCUGAUGGUGUUAAAGGUGCUGUACCAGAUCAAUGGUUAGCUUAUAAUUUAUCACCUUCAUUUAAUUGGAAUAAAGCUAUGCCACCAAAUGAACAAGAAACUUAUAUAAAAAGAUUAGGUGAAUUAGGUUAUGUUUGGCAAUUUAUUACUUUAGCAGGUUUACAUACUACUGCAUUAGCUGUUGAUGAUUUUGCAAAUAAUUAUUCACAAAUUGGUAUGAGAGCUUAUGGUCAACAAGUUCAACAACCAGAAAUUGAAAAAGGUGUAGAAGUUGUUAAACAUCAAAAAUGGUCUGGUGCCACUUAUAUUGAUGGAUUAUUAAAAAUGGUUAGUGGUGGUGUUACUUCAACUGCUGCUAUGGGUGCUGGUGUCACUGAAGAUCAAUUUAAAGAUCAUUAA
Messenger RNA from Lodderomyces jiufengensis, 1641 nucleotides. RefSeq names its product isocitrate lyase 1 (gene ICL1). Gene Ontology annotation, biological process: carboxylic acid metabolic process. The coding region runs from base 1 to 1641 and encodes 546 amino acids. NCBI's taxonomy places the organism in Eukaryota, Fungi, Ascomycota, Pichiomycetes, Serinales, Debaryomycetaceae. Gene Ontology annotation, molecular function: isocitrate lyase activity. The transcript has a single exon. The record is from RefSeq and is a predicted model, not a curated record.